Molecule: messenger RNA, 2658 nt
Organism: Erpetoichthys calabaricus (reedfish)
Lineage: Eukaryota; Metazoa; Chordata; Cladistia; Polypteriformes; Polypteridae
Gene: rundc1
Product: RUN domain containing 1
Exons: 5
Coding region: 164-1870 (568 amino acids)
Source: RefSeq, a predicted model, not a curated record
CUAAGCGGUGACGUCAUCCACAGCUGUCCGGUUUCCUUUAACAUGGCGUAACACCUGCUCUUUCUCUCGCGGCAGGUCGAGCCUUUUCUCUUCUUUAUUUUAGGCUUCGAGACUUUUCUUCCUUGUAUUUACAGCAAAGUAAUCACUGUGCGAAAACAGGACGAUGUCAACUGAGGAACUGUCUACGUCUGACAGCGAGCCAGCGUUCGCAGGCGGCGAGAGAUGGGCACCAGUGGGCGCGGUGGCCAACCCGGAGGAUGAAGAGGACAGCGAAGGGAAAAUCCGCACUACGGAGCCGCGGCGCCGGACCUCGACCCCAGGGGAUAUGGCGGACAAACUGCGCCGCCUGGAGGAAGAACAGGAGUUGCUGAACUCGUCGCUGCUCGCCCUCACAUCGCACUUCGCGCAGGUGCAGUUCCGGCUCAAGCAGAUCGUGCACGCGCACACCGAGGACAGGGAGCGGCUGCUGGUGGAGCUCGAGGACUUCGCGUUCCGAGGCUGCCCGCACGUGCUGGGGUGUCGCGCGCAGGACGCGCAGAUGCUGGAGAACACGAGUGAGCGAGAGAAGCGAGAGCGCAUGGAGGCCCACAGGCAGAAGCAGCGGGAGCUCAUCAUCCAGCUGAAGACGCAACUCGACGACCUCGAGAGGUUUGCCUAUCAGGAGGGAAACUACGACUCGGUGCCCCAGUCCAUCGUCAUGGAGCGGCAGCGGGUGAUCAUCGACGAGCUCAUCAAGAAGCUGGAUGUGAAUCUGAACGAGGACAUCGGCAGCCUUUCGCCCGAAGAACUGCGCCAGAGGGUCGACUCUGCCAUCGCCCAGAUAGUCAACCCGGCCCGAGUGAAGGAGCAUCUGGUGGAGCAGCUAAAGACGCAGAUUCGGGACUUGGAGAUGUUCAUCAGCUUCAUUCAAGAUGAAGUCGGGAACCCACUGCUGACCAGUGCCGAAAACUCUGAACAUGUGCCAACGGCGGGCAGUAGGGGACUGCCAGGGCAGCGUAAAGUGGACGCAGAACAGGCGAGGAAGCUGCGGGCGACGGGACUGCAGAUGAUGAGACGGGCCCUGGCAUUCCUGCAGAUCUUUGCUGUCAGCCAGUUUGGAUGUGGCGCCGCUCACCUCCCGCGGGGCCUGUGGCCUCAGGACGAGCCCGGCCAGGACUUCUCUCCUUUGCUUCUGAAGCUGGAGGCGUCGGUGGAGAAAGUGAGGAAGCAGGCCCUGAGACGACAGCCACACGACAACCACGUCAUCAGCUACAGCAGCACCCGCGCCAUCGCGGCGGGGGCAAAGGAUGAGUUGACGAGCGCCGUGCGCAAGGACCUGGCUGUGGCCCUCCGGGACCUGAUGGCCCACGGCCUUUACGCCCCCUCCCCGGGAAUGAGCCUGGUCCUCGCCCCCAUCGCCUGCCUGCUCCCGUCAUACAGCGCCUCUCCGCAGACCCUCCACCCCUGGGAGCUUUUUGUGAAGUACUACGACUCUAAGAACGGCCAGGCCUUCAUGGAUUCUCCGGCCAGAAAACUCUCUCAGUCGUUCAGCCUGCCGGUCAGAGGAAGCGUGACGGUGACGCCCAAGCAGUCCCUGCUGUCUGCCAUUCACUUUGUCCUCCAGGACCACGACCCAUUCAAGCGUGGCGCGGACUCGGAACUGAAGGCGCUGGUGUGCAUGGCGCUGAACGAGCAGCGUCUGGUUUCCUGGCUCAACCUGAUCUGCAAGUCGGGAACGCUGAUCCAGACCCAUUACCAGCCCUGGAGCUGUAUGGCCCAGACGGGCUUUGAAGGGGCGCUGCACAUCCUCAGCCGGCUGAGCCACCUGCAGUUUAGCCUGCCAGUGGACCUGGCGGUGCGGCAGUUCAAAAACAUCAAAGAUGCCUUCUGAACCCUGGCAAGGAAACUCAAAUGGCCACCUCCCUGGAAAGUAUCCCACCGCUGCCACCAUUUGAUACAACCACUGCCUCUCCCAGCCUGCCCGGCGUUUGCACUUUGCUGGUGCCUAUGGCGCCAAGAUAAGCUUGGUACUAGGGAUGACGGGUAAACUUUGCUUUGCAUAACUGGUGUAACUGGCUUUCUCUUUCUCUGCCCAUAAAGCCCCUGGCAGUGCCCUCGGAGUCCUGCGGCUGGCUACAAGGGCCGGUUAGGGACACUUCGUUUGGCACAUCCUGGGAUGGCUGAACGCGAUUUCAUAUUCAAAGUCGGUGGAAGACAGGAUUUCUCUAGCCUGCCAUUACCUUGAAAGUGUUAAAGGGGGCAGCGUCCAUGACGAAGCGGCCAGCUGAGUGCACAUAAACACUCGGAGCAUUCCCUUCAAUGUCUGUUCAGAUUGGAGUUUGGGAACGUUCAUGUCGGUGUGUACUUCAAGACCGGAAUUUGGGGGCCGCUGAACCAAAAUAAAAGGAGACGCGAAUCACCUGGAGACCCAGAGACUUCCUUUAAGGAGUCUAUGAGGAGAUGCCAGACGUUUAACACUCGGGCUGCACGGUGCCAAUAUUAGUGCUAAGGAUGGGGGGGGCAACACCUCUGGAACACUUUGGUGCGAUCAAAGCAAAUGGCCGUGACCCCUAUAAAAAAAAAAAAAAAAAAAAAAAAGAGCAACUCAGAGGAGCGGGCAAAGCGGAAUGAGAGGCUGGCACCUUGCCCGCUGUCUUUAAGAUGCCUACUGGGGGGGGG